AAUGAGUAUAUCAACAUAAAUAAAUCGGUGGGAAUGUCAUCAUAGAUUUCUUCAAUAUACUUCAGCUCUGCAAAAAGAAAAUAUGUAAACAUUUGGUGAAUUUCUUCAGUUAUUGAUUGUUUCGUAGAGAAGAUAUAUAUUUUUUAAGAAAGACCAAGUCCAUAAAGGCUGUCCUAAAUGUCAAGGAAAUUGUCACUUAUUGUCAAGACAUGUUUCAUUACUGUGUAAUUGUUUACUGAUGAGUAUUUUAUUGUUAACACCUCAAACCAGGAAUAAACAGUGAAGCCAAGGAAUCACUAUAAUAUUCUUGGAUGAAAGAUCAUUGCUGAGUAGUGAAAUAGAUAAUAAGAGUGUGAGGUCAGUUCAAUGGACUACAUCUAAGAUUCAUUCAUUCUCUUUGUUUGGACAAAGGACAAUGGACAGGAAGUCUAGCUUGCACACUUACAACAUGUGCUCAGGGAAGACCAGGUGAACAGAUCAGAUAUCACUGUGUGAAUACCUCUUGAAUCAAAACAUUCAUGAAGGUAAAAUCAAAGUCAUUUCAUUCAUGAUCAUGUACCAAUGUAGGAGCAUUCUGAGAAAGUAGUGAAUUAGGUGUGGACAUUUUAAUAUUGACGUGAUAAGUUGUUUAUACACUUACAAUAAUAAGAUUGUUUUCUUAAUGAAGGAUCGUAUUUAUCGUAAGAAGGACACAUUGGUGGUUUUUAUGUAAUAACCACACUUCCUAUUGUUUCAGGUGUGCUCGUGACACAUUUUGUUUUUUCGUUUAUAUCAUAGACGCAUAAUUUAAUUUAGUGAACAAUGGAGGAAGAAGUAGUCGUUCAAGCCGUCGGGGCAAAAAGGGAAGUAGUUAGCAUAAUUAACGCUGUAAGUUUUGAUUUAAAACAUUUUUAUCCUUCAUAUACUGCAACUGUUUCUUCUUGUAAGAGAUGUUUAAAGGAACGUUCUAAAGGGAACAAUAGAUGGCGACAAAAGCCAAAGAAGAGGGAAAAAUUUAACAAAUCAAAUACACCAAUUGUUAUUCCAUUGAAAGACACUUUGAAAGCUGCUCUGAACAGAAAACAAAGAUCUCUUGCUGACACAUUGCUCAGGGCUAAGAAGGACACAACUGAUACUGACAGUAAAAGUUCAGAGAGUGAUGCUCAAGAAGAAAUAAUUAGUCCCAAAGAAAUUAAAACAAAGAAGGAUGUUAAAAAUCUUAGUGCCUUGAUCUCAGUUUUAGAAAAAUCUCAUCAGAAAGACACUUAUAGUGCUACUACAAAUUUAGUAAAAAAUUCCAAAAAAUCCUAUUCAAAAUUUGUUGCGAAUUAUGUGUUGAAUAAUUCUUAUUUAUUGCCUGACAGUAAUGAUAAGCCUCGUAGUAUUGGGGAAUGUGACAAUGUUGACUUGAUAUGCAAUGAUUUGAAUUCAAGUGAGAAAAGUUCAGUUACUGAAGAAUCGGAAAGUGACAAUGGCUCUGUUGUUUCUAGUUCUGAAAUCCAGUCUGAUUCUGAUUUGUCAAGUACUCAUCAGGAAACUACAGAAUCUGAAUUUACAAAAGAAGAGCUCGAACAGCUGGCUAGAUAUACUACAGGUUGUCCGUUGAUACGUUACGAUUGUCCCCCUGCAGACUGUCCACAAUGUCAAUCUGAUCUGUACCAGCUACAGUACUAUUGUAAUACAUUAGAAGAAGACUCUAAGUCCAAGGAUGUUCAUGAAGUUAAGACAUCAGAGAUUUCACAAGAACAACAGGAACAGGCUGAAUGUAGUGCUGAAGUUACUUCUUUAAAUACUAGUACUCCAGAAUUCCAAGUCAACUCCACCGACAGUGCCCUUUCUGGCAAGCGAAAUCCACCGAAUGAUAACACUUUAUCAAAAGACAAGAAUGCACAAACUAAGAAACAACUUCUUGAUAUUGACAUUGCAAAGAAAGAAAACAAGUCUGGUACCUACCUUUAUCCAGACAGUGUUUUCAUAGAUCUCACAGACACUGAUGUUACUUUUACUGUCUAUUACAAUCAUAACUAUCCGUUUGGUAACCAAACCAACGAUUUCUCCUAUGCAAAUUCUCAAUCUACAUAUCCAUUAAUGUCGUAUUCAAGCACAACGAUGUCCUACAUGGCCAUGUCACCAUACUGGUACUGGCCAUACUUGUACCCACCCAUGUACAACCUAUCAGCACCGCUCUACAUGGCUACUGAUACCAGCUGCAUUCCUAAAACCCUGAUGAUUCCACCAGAAGAACUUCGUUCCUUCAAUAGUACAGCACCACCAGAAAGGCAAUGGAUGUUUCUGUCACCACCUGACAAGACCAAAGCAACAGCUACAUUCACUGUGAUGUGCUAUAAUGUCUUGUGUGAUAAGUAUUGUACCAGACAACUGUACGGGUAUUGUCCAUCAUGGGCCCUCAACUGGGAUUUCCGUAAAAAAGGCAUCAUGGAUGAGAUCAAGCAUUAUAUGGCUGACAUCAUAUGUCUACAGGAAGUAGAGACAGAUCAGUUUUACAACUUCUUCCUUCCAGAUCUCAAGGCCAUUGGAUAUGAUGGAAUAUUCUCAGCUAAGUCCAGAGCCAGAACCAUGACAGAAUCUGAGAGAAAACACGUUGAUGGAUGUGCCAUAUUCUAUAGAACUAACAAAUUUACACUGAUUAAAGAACAUUUGAUAGAAUUUAACAAGUUGGCAAUGGCAAACGCUGAAGGUUCCGAUGACAUGCUGAAUCGUGUAAUGACGAAGGAUAACAUCGGCAUGGCAGCACUGUUAGAAACAAAGGAAGGAGCUUAUGAGAAUGUACCACCUCAAGAAAGUCAAGUCCGUCAACCUGUAAUGAUAUCAACUGCUCAUAUUCACUGGGAUCCAGAAUUUUCAGAUGUGAAACUUAUACAGACAAUGAUGUUAGUCAAUGAACUGAAGAAAAUAACCGAAGAAACAAUCCAAAGCUACAAACUGGGAACCUCAGAUGUUAAUACCAUACCACUCAUCAUGUGUGGUGAUCUCAACUCUCUCCCUGACUCAGGUGUAGUGGAAUAUCUUGUUUCUGGAAAAGUUGCAAGCAAUCAUGAAGAUUUCAAAGAAAUCAGCUAUGAAGAAAUUCUUCACCGAAUAUGUGUGAAAAAUGAAAAAGAAAUUCUUUCUCAUGAUUUCCGCCUAUCCAAAGCUUACGACGAUAUCAUGCCUUUUACAAACUACACGUACGACUUCAAAGGUGUCAUUGACUAUGUUUUCUAUUCACGGGAACACUUCAAUCUACUGGGAUUACUUGGUCCACUAGAUGAGGGAUGGUUUCGUCAGAACAAAGUUGUAGGCUGUCCACAUCCACAUAUUCCAUCAGAUCAUUUCUCAUUGCUUGUGGAUUUUGAAAUGUCGUUACCAUUUCCAAGUGGUAGGACUGCCAAUGGUCCAGUUAGCCAUAGAUAGUGCCUAUAGAUAACAACACUAACAAUGUCAUUAGCCAAAUUUGAUUCAUAACAGUCACGUUUUUCACAUUUUUGUAUCAUACUGAAUCAAUUGUACAGAAAUUUUUAAGAAUCUAUUUAUGUAAUUUAUUUGGUCUCAAUUUUUUUAUAAAUUUCAUCACAUAUUUGUGAAAUUAUUAUAACAAAUGUGAUAUCUUGAUCAAUUUGAUCAGAAAUUUUAAGUCUGCCAGCCAAUAGAGCCUUCAGGUGAUUCACAUAACGGUAAUAUAUGAGAUCAUGUAAAGAUAGGAGGAGAAAAGUAUUUUUAUACCAGCUUUUUCCUUAAAAUUUAGAUCAAGGUGAAAUUGAUAACAAAUCAAGUAUAAGAGGUGACAUUUCUUAAAACUUCAAAAGGAAAAUUGCAGCUUUGUAAAAUUGAAAUUCAGUUUUAACACUGCCUCUACAGGACUUUGUUAUGUAAUAAUGAAUUUUACUAUGUAAAUUGAUGUAUUAAUUUUGUAUUAACAUAAUUCUUACUCUCUCAAAUGAUUGAUCUUUGUAUUUUUGGAAGCAUUAGGGGUUAUGGGAAAUUUUUCAUAACUUUGUUUCCUUUGGGUUUUUUUUUUAAAAGAGAGAGAUAGCAUUUUUCCUAUUAUGGAAUAUUUUUUGCUUUAAUUCAUGAAAAUUAGAGUUGAAUUUUGUUACAUAAACUUAUUUGCCUUAAUUUUAUGUAUUAUAGAUUCUGUUUGUUGGAUAAUUUUAACACUAAUAUUAUUGGCAUAUAUUUCCUUGUUAUCCUGUAAUAUUUAAGCAUUUGAAAGAUAAUAAUGUAAAUUACAUAAUUCAUUUAAACUAAAAAUACGAUUACUAUUGAUUGAUGUAAGCAUUUAGAUGAGGCCAUUGAUAAAACAUACAGGAAUUAUUUUUUUCUCUGAAACAGUUAUAUAAAGCAUUAGGACCACCAGAUUAAAAUAAAAUUACCAAAAAACUUUAAAUUUAUUAUUGUGGGUGGCAGGUCCACAUUUGUUGUUUUUAACCAUCUAAAGAUUGUACAUAGAGGUUUCAUGUAAUCACAUUAUCACAUUAUGGGCAGCUAUCCCUCGUCACAAGGAUAUCAUGUUAAUCUAUUCAUUCUUGUGCUAUUUCACGGUUUCUGACAAAAAUAAAUUUUAAUAAUUUUCUAUUACCAAAUUGAACCUUUUGGGGUAUAUCAAUGUCAAUUUAUUGAGCUGUUUUAUAUCUGAGUUAUAUUUACUGAUUAAUACAUGCAUUACAAACUGGUUAGAUUCAUGUGAUUUAAACUUAGUUGUAUGGUUAACAUAUGUGAAUAAUUACGAUAAUGAAAAUAAUUAAAUAUGCAUAUAUUGAUAUGAAAUAUGUUUAGUUUUGACUAUGUCUAUAAUUUGUCAAUAUGAAGAGCAUCUUAGUUUGAACAAUAGCUUUGUACAAAAACUGAAUAAGUGAUCUAUUAACUUAUCCGACCGAUUGGGAUUUGUUUGUAAUAUCUAUAUAUCAGCAUAUGAGGGUGUUCCUUUAUAUUUAAAAGUUAAAAAAAAAGUGAAUUUAAUUAUGUUGGUUUGAAGUGAUUAAAAUUUGGUUGUCAAGUAACUACAGUAUAACCAUGUGUUUGUAUUGGUGUAAAUUAUUUUUAAAAAGGCUUAAUUCUGUUUACAACAAAGUUAUUUUAAGAGAUUGAAGUUUUAUCUGGCAUUAGCAAAGUAUGUCCAAAAUACAGCAAUUCCUUAACUCAUUCAGGAAAGUGAUUCUCCUAUACAGAUGGAAGAUAUAUUUUGUCCAACCAUAAUCCUUUUAUAAGCCCAACUUUCAGAUACUUUGCAUUUUGGAGCCAGGAAAAAAUCUUGCUGUUAAUUUAUACAAAAACUUUUUUUAUUUUUUACAAUUUUUAUUUGGGAAAAUACAUAAUUGAUAAAAAAACACCAUAAUCUGAAUUUUUAUUUGAAAAGCAAAAGGAGAAAAAAUACCUAAUAGACCUUUUCAUGAUAAUACAAGAACAUGCUUUUAAGAUGUUGUUGAAGGCAAACAUGAAAAUACUGUUAAUUCAUUUUUUUAAAGGAAAACAUAGUACUUUGCUAACCAUUGCAUUUUCUAAGCAUGCCUACAUAUUAUGAGUGGGUCUCUUGUUUCAAAAGGGUUAUAUAGAGUGAAAUAAAUCAAUCUGCAGAUUCUUGUGAUUGAAUUCAUUAAUGAUGCUGAUCAGUUCUGUCAGAUUAUCUUGUGAAAAUAGUAAAAUCAAACAAUAUUGUAUAUAUUGGCCUUGUUUAAGUAAAUAUUUGAUCUGCUUUUGAGAAUUGAGCCUUUUUAGAAGAUUGACCAAUAGCUUGUAUUAUAUAGUGUGUAUAUUAUUGUUGCUUCGCUUGAUUGGUAAUUUUUUCAGUUUUAUUAUGUACGGGGCCAACGUCUGAUAAAAUAUAAGUUCUUUGAAGGGAAAAUUGAUAAUUAGCACCAAGUUUUUAUGGAGAGUUUUCAUUAAAUCAUUCUCUGUGGAUAUGUGCGGUAUGUUUUAACAACAAAGUAUCAUGAAAAACAUCGCAAAUAAUUUUUUAUGAGAUAAAUAGAUCAUGAAUCAAAGCUCAUAAAUAAUCAACCAAAGCAGGGAAUUAUUGUAUAUUGUUGUAUGUUUUGUGUUAAACACAUAUUUAUUACGAUCUGAGUUGUGCAUGCUUUUUAUGUUUGGUGUGUGGAAGUGCUUUUAAUUUUGCAGUAUUACCCAUUUGAUUCCAUUUUACAUCACCAAGUGACCUCAUAUACCUGUUUUCUUAAUAAAUAAAAAAUAGUAUAUUGAAAGUAUUUGUGUCUUUCACAUAUCAGAAAAAAAACUGAAAGAAGAAAUGAAAAGAAAAAUUUAUAUCUACCACAUAUCAGAAAAAAUUAGUAGAAACAAAUAUUAAAAAUUCCUAGUACAGAUUAUGAGGUCACUACUACCACAACUUAAAACUAUAUAUUUGUACUUUUCACAAACUUACUAAAUGGCAUUGAACUCUUGGUCAGUAUUUAUGCUUAAUUUCAUGCAGACAACAUUUUAUUGCUACUCACAUUUUGUUAUCGAAGGAUUAUUUUAUUCAAUCAAUGGAGAUCUUGGCUUUCUGAAAUAAGAACAUAUGAGAUUUCAUUUUAAAGAAAUCAGUGAAUGACCAGUUUGAUUAUUCUUGUUUUGCCAGAUAAAUGCUAGUCAACACAAAAAAACCUGCAAAAUAAAUAUUUAUUUAUUGCAAUAUUUUGACUAAAAUCAUCUUUUCCAUGCUAAAUUAAAGUUAAAGAUAAAAUCAUAACUUGUCUUGCCUUAUUUCUUUUAUAAAGAAAUUUAAACGAAGAACCAAAAUUUGUGUAGCAAUAACGCGAUACUUCAGGAGGUUCAUGAUGGUUAAUCACCACUUUAUAUGUUGUCAUUAUUACAUUCCUAAAGGAAACACAUUUGGAAAUACUCCUGUUGCAUUUAGGAUUAAAUAUGUCUUUUGUAUAUUGUGUUAAAAUCUCAAGGAAAUAAAAUCUUUGUAAUAAAUAUUUUAAUAUG
This is a messenger RNA of Mytilus californianus (California mussel), 6903 nucleotides long. Its product is annotated as CCR4-NOT transcription complex subunit 6-like. The transcript has 9 exons. Gene Ontology annotation, biological process: nuclear-transcribed mRNA poly(A) tail shortening. Gene Ontology annotation, molecular function: protein binding; poly(A)-specific ribonuclease activity. The record is from RefSeq and is a predicted model, not a curated record. Bases 802 to 3393 code for a protein of 863 amino acids. Lineage: Eukaryota; Metazoa; Mollusca; Bivalvia; Mytilida; Mytilidae. Gene Ontology annotation, cellular component: nucleus; CCR4-NOT complex; cytoplasm.